GAAACUUUUAUGGAGUUUCUCUAUGUCCAUUUUAUAAUUUUUUAGUUUGAAAUUUAAUAACUCUCUAUUUUUUAGAUUUUGCUAAUAUGGAGAAAACUGAAGAAAAUAGAGAAAACUUGAGGAAUGUGGAGCUGAAUUUAUCUUUGUUGUUUUCAGGUGGAUCAAGUGGAUCACAAAGAAGUGUUGCUUCAAAUUUGACUCAGCUUGAAUCCCAACAACCACCUAAUGGAUGGGAAAGUGCUAAAGAAGUUGGAGAGAAGCUGAGGAAGUUCUUGCACUCCAUGCCUUGUGUUUUUUAUGAUGGACCAAAUGGAAAGAAGACUAAAGGAUACUUAUUAUACUCGUCUGUGAGGAGAGAAGAUCUAAAGAUAGUUUGUGCUUGUCAUGCUAGUUUUCUGACCCCAGCUGAAUUUGUCAAACAUGGUGGUGGAGGUGACGUUGAAAACCCUUUAAAGCAUAUAGAUAUAGUUCUUGCCUGAAAAAUGGACUAGCUGCUUUAAUAUGGUUGUUAUUUGAUCUUUUCCUUUGUUGUUCUAAAUAAGUUCAAUGGCUAUUGCCCAAAAAGGCCUUAGCUUUGAUAUCGUUGUUAUUUGAUCUUUUAUUUUGUUGUAGAAGACUAAGUCUCUUCCAUCAAAGCUAUAUUAAGGUUAUU
Solanum stenotomum is the source of this 652-nucleotide messenger RNA. RefSeq names its product ninja-family protein AFP3-like. The transcript is spliced from 3 exons. The record is from RefSeq and is a predicted model, not a curated record. The coding region runs from base 87 to 479 and encodes 130 amino acids. Gene Ontology annotation, biological process: signal transduction; negative regulation of DNA-templated transcription. Lineage: Eukaryota; Viridiplantae; Streptophyta; Magnoliopsida; Solanales; Solanaceae. Gene Ontology annotation, cellular component: nucleus.